AGAGUUGUAAAGUGAAGCAGAGUGUGAAGGCAGCAAUGGCGCCAGAGAGACAAUCGCAUCCACCUGUACAGAUAACUCCGAGACGACUGGGCUCCUCCCCUCCUCGCCGCCCGGCGGGUCGGCCGUCCGUGGUCCGCCGCACGCCUGCUGCCGGCCGGUCAGUCAGCUGACCGCCCGCAGCUCCCGGUGUUGUGCGGGUUGCCUACCUGCGAGUGGCCGUCCGGCUCCGUCCGGCGCCGGCCCGGGCGGACUGACAGAGUGCGCGCUGCGUGUUGGCGGCGACAGGGCGCUCGUGCAGGGUGCGGCGCAGUUGGACGUCGGCACCACCACACCAGUCACCACACCCUCGGGCCGCAGGCGGCUGUGACGGAGCCCCGGAAACUGCACCAGGCACCGACACCUGAGCGACAUGAGUCGGUCUCUGAUCCUCGCGGCACUGGCCAUAUCGGCGGCAGGUUCUGUGGACCGCUGCCACGUUUGCAAGACAGCAAACGCGCUCGACGUUUUUGCCAAUUUGCAUUGUGACAGCGUGCCCGAGACCGCUCCCGACUGUUCUCUGACCAGGUCAGGCGGUGGCAGCGACUUUUUCCAACACUGCCCACAAAACAGCAACUGCAUCACCAUCACCCAAAAAGAGGAGGAGCUGCGAAUGUGCACCCAGAAGCAGCGUCUGGAGACAAUGAAGACGACUGACGGCACCGUGAUGGAGGUGUGCGGCUCCAACAUGUGCAACUCGGCUGUGCUGGCGUCCAUGUCGCUGGUGCUGAUGGUGCUGCCCCUUCUGUCGGCCCUAGUCGCCGGCAGGGUAGUGUGAAGGAGACGUCAAUGAUGAUCAUUUCUUUGAAUGUCUUAUUUCUUUGCCUGGGAUAUCGCUCUUUGAUUGCCAUACAUGCAUCCUAAAGAACGCUUGAGCCGUGUGCUGCGGGAUUAACAACGGAUAAUCGCAACACAUUCUUUGGAUGUCGUUCUUUUAAAAAGAUCCUAUAUAUGUAUUCAAAAGCAACUUUUUUAUAAGCAAUAGAUAUUGACUGAACAGGGUGUGUUUUAUGUGUGGAGUAUGUGUUAUAUUUCGCUCUAAUUGUUUUACACACACUUAUUUACGGUCAUUGUCCCGCACGCCUGCGUGCGAGCUUAUGCUUAGAGCUAAGCUAUAUCACCAAUAGCUUUGAAUUGUGAAUUGGAUUUUGCAUUGUUGAGAGGAGUGUCGGUGAAACCGCCUGAAUUAGUUUUAGUUGACCGUCAAGUUACAACAUAGCUACAGCCAUAAUCGUUCUUUAUGUUCGCCACGUUUACCUCACACUAUCAAAGUACAAAAUUUGUUUCGCAAUCACCUUUGGCUUACUUCUUCAGUGUGCACAGUAUCGAUCACGUCCAUGUCUCCCUACUGUUCUCGUCAUUACGGAAUACAUAAUACCUACAGAAAUG
Messenger RNA from Amphibalanus amphitrite, 1425 nucleotides. RefSeq lists its product as uncharacterized. The record is from RefSeq and is a predicted model, not a curated record. The transcript is spliced from 5 exons. Bases 410 to 814 code for a protein of 134 amino acids. Lineage: Eukaryota; Metazoa; Arthropoda; Thecostraca; Balanomorpha; Balanidae.